This is a messenger RNA of Paramuricea clavata, 177 nucleotides long. The record is from the annotation of a GenBank genome assembly. Lineage: Eukaryota; Metazoa; Cnidaria; Anthozoa; Malacalcyonacea; Plexauridae.
AAAGCUUUCGAUUCGCUCUCCCAUAAAAUUAUCUGUGAAAAACUGAAAUCACUUAAAAUUAACCCUUAUGUUGCAAACUGGAUCAUUAGUUUCUUGGCUAAUAGGAAACAAAAAGUAGUUGUUGAUGGCAUAGAGACGAUGUACGUUGAUAUUAACAAAGGCGUACCGCAGGGUACG